AUGGUUGAAGACUUAACGAAAAUUCUCAUACUAAUUGAUUAUCCAUUUCUUCAUUUUAUAAAAGAUAAUUUUUAUAUUUCCCAACGAGCUGCCAACACUAUUAUAGCGGAUAUUACUCCUUUCCGAAUUUCACCCGAAGCAUUAGCUGUUAUAAACCAUUUUCUUGAUGAAUUCUUAUACUUACUUGUGGACACUUCUUGUUCUCUUUACCUGGAAAAUAUAAAAUUAGCCAUAUUUAAUGUAUUACCUACUCAUGUAGGUAAAAAUUCAAUUAAAGAAGCCGAUUUUGAAUUAAACACAUUUUUAGAAAGUGGAAAUUUUGAUAAAACCUUAGAAAAAACUGUUGAAUUAUCUGAUCCAUAUCCAGUACAAAGAGUUUUUGAACAAUUUCGUAUAAAAUGUAAAUAUUAUAGCACUUUAAGUGAACAAAAUUUUUCUAUUAAUGAUUGUGAUCCCAGCACAGUGCCUGGUUUGCAUAAUAGUGAUGGGAUCUAUAUUUCUCCAAGUUUGGCUAUUUAUGUGACUGCUGUAUUAGAAUAUGUUGGUGAACAUAUCUUGGUAUUAGUAGCCAAAACUUUAAAACAAGGUGAUGUAACUGUAGCGAAAGCCAAUGAAGUUUAUUUGGCAUUGACUGAUAGUCAAGUUUUACCUGUGUUUCAACGUACUAGUCUAAAAGAAAAGAUGGAGGAGACAUUGCCUACACUACCAAAAUCUCCGGAUUCGAAUAUUUCAUUAUCACCGAUAUCUCCCCAGACUCCUUUAUCAGCAAAUGUUACAGAUGGUAAUAUUAUGUUUCGGUCACUAGAAGUGAUUUCACCUAGUAGUCCGAUUAAGGAUGGUGAUGUUAUACCUCGAUUCGCGGAAGCUAUCUCACCUAGUAGUCCGGCUAAAGUUGGUAAUAUUACGUUUCGAUCACCGGAAGCUAUUUUACCUAGUAUUCCAACUAAAGAUGGUGAUAUUAUAUCUCAAUCACCGGAAACUGCUGUCUCAUCUAGUAGUCCAAAUAAACUAAGUUUUCGUAAUGAGGUGGGUGGAGGACCACGAAAAGGUUCUGUUGAUAGCGCUUUGUGGAAUAAUAGUUCUACAAAAAAAUCAUUUGGAAGGACAAGUUUAGAAUCUAAGAAUGUAGGAGUUCACUCACCGAAAAAAAAAUUCAAGGAACGUGAUAUUAGAAGUAUAUCUAGUUUGGAUGACAUAGACAAAGCAAUAAGCUUCGAACACCUAAUUUCCAACAACCAAAAUUUAACAUUGAAAGUCUCUUUGACUUCAAAUAGGAUGAAAACAAUUGAGACUCAAAAACAGGAGCCUCGGAAAUUUGAACCCCGUGAACCAGUAGCUCGCGAACGAUUAAUUCCAUCAACUAACUCUAAAUCACAAAAGAACGAAGAGGACGAUGAUAUUGACGAGUUUAUGGGCUUAAAGAAGAAGCCUAAAGAAAGUUUGUUUGAGUUCUUGAAAAAUUCUGAUCCUGAUAGUAUUUUAAAUCAACCAACGGGAAAACUUAAGAGGAAGGAUUCAAAAAUUGAACUUCUUCAAAAACGUUUAUUUUCCAAUAAAUCUGGUUCAUCAUCUCUCGGGCGUUCUACGACUGGUCCGUCUUAUCAUAAUGGCAGGCCUCGUCAUAUUCCUCUUAUCCCUACCGGAAGAUUGUCAACAUCGGAUAUCAGGUUAUCAUCAUCAUAUAAUACUAGUACUCUUUAUCACAGCAAAUCUUUAGAUCAAUUAAGUACUCUUUAUAAAAGCGGAUCAAUAGCAAAUAAUAACACUGAUAACCUUUAUAAUAGGCAAAAACAGGGAUCUGGCUCAUUAGAUUUCAACGAUGAUGAUUAUUCUAUUAUAAAUUAUGAAAAACCAUCUAAACGAUUUGAUACUCAAGAUUUGAUUGAUUUCUUAAACACAUCAUCACCACCAAGUGAUACAUUCUCGGGAAAGAAAGAAAAGAUUUUUACAAAACUAUUAUCUAAAUUAAAAAUACCGACCAAAGGAAAAUAUAAUAUCAGUUUAAACCAAUCUAAUAGUAAUUGCACGUUGAUUUAUAGACCUAAACAUAUUAAGAUUCAAAUUCCUGAGACAUUACUUAAAGAAGGAACUCAAGAACAAGUUAUUAAAUCGAAUGUUAAAUCGAAUAUUAAAUCGAAUUCAUUACCAAUUAGGUCAUCAUCGUUGAAAGCAAGAAAUGAUAUUAAGCAUGGUGAUAAAAUUUUUCAAACAAAUAACCUAUCACAUACCCAUUCCCCACUGUCGAACAAUGAUUCAAUUUCAAAAUCUACUAUUGUUAAUGAUAAUAAUAAUGGUGAUGUUAGUAAAACUAAUAUUAUUAAUAAUAACAACAUUAAUAUUAUUAGUACUACUAAUAAUAUUAGCAGCGCUAAUAUUAUUAGUAAUGCUAGUAAUAAUAGGCAUAGUAAAGAUAUUAGUAAUAUUAAUAACAAAGAUGUUGAUGUUGUUAAUGAUAAAGAUAUGGAUAGCAAGAAUAACAAUAAUGAUGACGAUGUGAAAGAAUUCGAACAACCUAAACAACAAACAAUUAAUCAUACUGAUAAUAAUAUUAAUAGCAUUGAUGUUAUUAAUGAUAAAGUUAUUAUCGUUGAUGAUAAAGAUGAUAGAGAUGUGGACAGCAAGAAUAACAAUAAUGAUGACGAUGAGAAAGAAUCUGAACAAUCUAAGCAACAAACAAUUAAUCAUAUUGUUAGUAAUAUUAAUAACAGUGAUGUCGUUGAUGAUAAAGAUAUGGAUAACAAGAAUAAUAAUAAUGAUGACGAUACGAAAGAAUCUGAACAGUCUAAGCAACAAACAAUUAAUCAUAUUGUUGAUAAUUUCUUACAAGAUGUAAUUUUCAUGGGGUCUGUGUUUGAAGAAUCCAACGAUGAAUCAGAACAAAAAUUAAUCCCUGAAUUUACUGAAUUAAAUGAAGAUGAUAUGGAUGAAAUAUUGGUCGUAGAAUGGUUAUUAAUUGGUUCCGGGUUAGUAUUAUAG
Molecule: messenger RNA, 2976 nt
Organism: Dentiscutata erythropus
Lineage: Eukaryota; Fungi; Glomeromycota; Glomeromycetes; Diversisporales; Gigasporaceae
Source: the annotation of a GenBank genome assembly